UGUAACGCUGAACGACAACGUUUUGGUCAAAUUCCCAAAUUCCGAAACUACGACGUUUAGUCGAGCUUAAACCCAACAAGUCAAGGGAAAGUCAAGGGUUUUAGUCGUUGACCAUUUUGGUUUCUCUUUCAGCCAUGUUUGGGUCGAGAGCUCUGUUCUGCAGCAGAAUCUGGAAUCAUUCUCUGUUUCUGAAACGUUCUGGAAACUUCCGAGCUAGUUUCUCGUCGAAUUCCGCGCAGAAACGGGUUGGGACGCAUAAUGGAACUUUCCACUGCGACGAAACCUUAGCUUGCUUCAUGCUUCGUCUCUCCAGCAGAUUCUCCGAUGCCCAAAUCGUCCGGACUAGAGAUCAUCAGGUUUUGGAGAAGCUUGAUGCGGCUCUUGAUGUUGGAGGAGUGUAUGAUCCUAAGAGUGAACGUUAUGACCAUCACCAGAAAGGAUUCACCGAACACUAUGGAUUGGAGAUAAUUGCUAAGGAGCUUCAACUUGAUCAGAGGCAUCCCGAUGUGCAUCGAUUGUUUCUAGCUGUGUACAAAAACUUCAUUGAGGCAGUAGAUGCUAUAGACAACGGCAUCCAUCAAUAUGAUACUGAUAAGCCUGCACGAUAUGUAAACAAUACGAGCUUGUCAUAUAGGAUUGCAAGGUUGAACUUAGACUGGAUUGAACCUGAUCAGUCUAGUAGCAAAGAAGAUGAAGCCUUUCAUCGGGCGAUGGAACUUGCUGGCUCCGAGUUCUUGGAGUGUGUUCAUUUUCACGCGAAAUCGUGGUUACCAGCUCGGUCGAUUGUUAUGGAGUGUCUUGCAGAACGACAUGAUAUAGACUCAAGUGGAGAAAUCAUGAAGCUCAGUAAACAAUGCCCAUGGAAACUCCAUAUAUUCGAGCUAGAGGAAGAAAUGAAGAUCGAUCCUCCCGUAAAAUAUGUUCUUUACCAGGAUGAUAGAAGCGAUAACUGGAGAAUUCAAGCGGUUUCGGUUUCACCAGAGAGGUUUGAGAGCCGUAAAGCUUUGCCAAUUUCAUGGAGAGGUCUAGAAAAUGAGAAGCUCUCAGAGGAAAGCUCGAUUCCGGGAUGUGUUUUUGUGCACAUGAGUGGUUUCAUUGGUGCAAACCGGACCUAUGAAGGGUCCUUGGCAAUGGCAAGAGCCUCUCUGCUUGCUUAGUUCGAUGCAUAACCAGAAAAUUGGUUCUUUGGUUUUAACUGGUUCAUCUAGCUAUACUUGGCUAAAACCUUUUGGUUAUGUGUUUCGAAUGUCACCAAGACCAAGUCAUGGCUUUAGAGAGAAUACAUAGAGAUGGCUGAGUGAGUAAGUAUCGUAAACAAUUAAAAUUUGAAAAGGUAAUGAUUUUUACUCUCUUUUGUCUAGAUUGAGAUUUUAAUUUGUAACGCCAAAAAUAUAUCCCACCUCAAAGCAUCUAUCUAGUUCAUAAAUAAUGUGAUCAUCCUUUUUAUAUAUACAAAAUAAAUACAAUUUUUUAUAUAUCCU
Thlaspi arvense is the source of this 1481-nucleotide messenger RNA. NCBI's taxonomy places the organism in Eukaryota, Viridiplantae, Streptophyta, Magnoliopsida, Brassicales, Brassicaceae. The record is from the annotation of a GenBank genome assembly.